This is a messenger RNA of Oryza brachyantha (malo sina), 1929 nucleotides long. Its product is annotated as molybdate-anion transporter-like. Bases 201 to 1574 code for a protein of 457 amino acids. Gene Ontology annotation, cellular component: membrane. Gene Ontology annotation, biological process: molybdate ion transport. Lineage: Eukaryota; Viridiplantae; Streptophyta; Magnoliopsida; Poales; Poaceae. Gene Ontology annotation, molecular function: molybdate ion transmembrane transporter activity. The record is from RefSeq and is a predicted model, not a curated record. The transcript has 8 exons.
CUCCGCGGCCGCUCCACUUCCCCAAACCCAAACCCCACGCGGUGCACCGGACCGGCGAGGGGAGGGAGGAGCACCAGAAAAUCCGCGCGUAUAAAUACCACGGCCGCAGCGCCACCGGCCCAGCCAGCUGCCGAUCCGUGCGUGCCCCUCUCUCUUUCGGUUCCUUGUCUCUCUCUGCGCGGGCGCGGGAGGCGUCGGCCAUGGAGGUGUUCUACUACCUGGUGUUCGGCGGGCUCGCCGCGGUGGUGGCGGGGCUGGAGCUCGGCAAGGGCGCCAAGGACCGGGUCACCACCUCCCAGGCCUUCAACUCCUUCAAGAACAACUACGUCCUCGUCUACUCCCUCAUGAUGUCCGGGGACUGGCUGCAAGGGCCGUACGUGUACUACCUCUACAGCCAGUACGGCUUCGACAAGGGCGACAUCGGCCGCCUCUUCAUCGCCGGCUUCGGAUCCUCCAUGCUCUUCGGCACCAUCGUCGGAUCCCUCGCCGACAAGCAGGGGAGGAAGAGGGCGUGCAUAACCUACUGCAUCAGCUACAUCCUGAGCUGCAUCACCAAGCACUCGCCCGAGUACAAGAUCCUCAUGAUCGGCCGCGUGCUCGGAGGAAUCGCCACCUCGCUGCUCUUCUCGGCGUUCGAGUCAUGGCUCGUCGCGGAGCACAACAAGAGAGCUUUUGAUCCGCAAUGGCUAUCGAUUACAUUCUCCAAGGCUAUAUUUCUUGGCAAUGGCCUGGUCGCAAUUGUAUCCGGACUAUUUGCAAACCUGCUCGCUGACAACUUGGGCUUUGGUCCCGUUGCCCCAUUUGAUGCUGCUGCAUGCUUCCUGGCAAUAGGCAUGGCGAUCAUAAUGUCUUCAUGGAGUGAAAACUAUGGAGAUCCCUCUGAAAGCAAGGACUUGAUGUCCCAGUUCAAGGUUGCAGCUAAAGCAAUUGCUUCAGAUGAAAAAAUUGCAUUACUGGGAGCCAUACAGUCAUUGUUUGAGGGCUCAAUGUAUACUUUUGUCUUCCUCUGGACUCCAGCGUUGAGCCCAAAUGAGGAAGAUAUUCCUCAUGGCUUCAUAUUUGCCACAUUCAUGCUGUCGUCAAUGUUGGGUAGCUCCAUUGCCGCACGUCUGUUAGCCCGAAAGCUCAAGGUUGAAGGUUAUAUGCAGAUAGUGUUUACAAUAUCAGCCUUCACCCUUUUCCUUCCUGUUGUCACCAACUUUCUAGUGCCACUUACUUCAGUGAAAGGAGGUAGCAUCUCGUUUGGAGGCACCUUACAGCUGCUUGGUUUCUGUACCUUUGAGGCAUGUGUUGGCAUAUUCUGGCCAUCAAUCAUGAAGAUGAGGUCUCAAUAUAUUCCUGAGGAGGCAAGAAGCACAAUCAUGAAUUUCUUCCGCAUACCACUGAACUUGUUUGUUUGUGUGGUGCUUUACAACGUGAAUGCGUUCCCUAUCACUGUCAUGUUUGGCAUGUGUUCCAUCUUUCUCUUCAUGGCAGCAGUCCUGCAGAGACGGCUAAUGGUUAUUUCUGACCUACACAAAUCAUCGACAAAAGCACAAGAGAUGAUCGAUGAAGAUGAGCCACUGAAUCCUUAAAGACUGACAGGAUCAUACAAAUAAAUCGAAUACAAAAAUCUAGUCCAUACUGCAAUUCAUUUCCACCAGGCUGCUGAAUAAGAUGGACGUUGCAGAAAAGAGCAUUUGUUUUUGUUUGUAACUUUAUUUCUGCGGUUGACCAUUGGCUGGUAGUAGCUCACAUCUGGAGCAAGGCUAGGGACGAGGCAAUACAGUUCAGCAAGCAUUGAGCUAUUGCCGAUAUAUAUAGGUUAUUGGUGUUGUACUGUUGUCAUUUGUUAUUUGUUUUUAUGUUCGUCAGCUUGACAUUAUAUGAAUUUAAAUGCCACGGAUGUCUUAAUCGAAGCAAUAUUACGAGAGGGAAGGCUUUGUCAAA